AUGCAGCCGGGACAACAACCAAUCGUCAUGAACAUCCAGCAAAACGCUGGCCCCCAGUACGCACCGCCACCACCACAGCAGCCAAACUAUGGGUACCCGACCCAGGCUCAAGCUGCCCCUGCGCCUGCUCCCGUGGUUAUUCAGAAGAACAAACAGGGAGGUACUUUCUGUUGCAUCUGCUGCGUUCUCGUCGUUCUUGUUAUCAUUGUCAUCGGUGCGAUCGCUGGCACUCGCGGCUCUUCCGCACUCCAGCAUAAGAACAUUUGCGAAAUGGGCCCGACUUAUGACCUGACUUUACCAAUCGUUCUUGAAGAACCUGAAACCAACUUGGACAAUUACGAAAGCAAUAAAGAUUGCCAAGUUGACAUUCAAGUUCAAGACAAACAGAUUUCGAUCGAGUUCGAGGAAUUUGAAGUUGAAGGAUCUUAUGGCUCUUGCCCUUUCGAUUAUCUUCAAAUUGGAAAUGAAACAUUUUGUGGUACUGUUCAUGCUGGCACUGAUAGUAUCUUGGUCGGCGAUUCCGAACUUACUCGCUACACUGAAUACGACACUCAUCAAAAAAAUCUUACUUUCCGGUGGGUUACUGAUGGUGUCGCCAACUACCGCGGAUUCCAAGCGAUUCUUAGACACCAGACUCCAAAGCCGCAAAAUCCAAGCUUCUUUUCGAGCUUCCGAUCACUUCUCGCCGAACGCGUCGGUUCCAGACAGCCAGAACAAUAA
Oikopleura dioica is the source of this 720-nucleotide messenger RNA. The record is from the annotation of a GenBank genome assembly. NCBI's taxonomy places the organism in Eukaryota, Metazoa, Chordata, Appendicularia, Copelata, Oikopleuridae.